AGAGAGAGAGAGAGAGAGAGAGAGAUGAUACAGUGAAGUGGUGGUGGAACAGCCAUGGUUGUUCGUCGGAGAGCUUCAUGGAGGACGCCCAUGUGCUUGGCUUCCAAUGUCAACACAGAGGAGCUACGUGCCCAGCUCGGUCAGCUCCACUCUGAGGCUGAGAUCGCCAGAGCCAAAGCAAACAAUGCAAGAUUGAGGCUUUUGCGGCUGUCAGAGGCAGCCGAGAAGCUGAAACGGCAAGCAGCAAUUAAUGUCCAAACUGGGAAGGAAGACGAUGCAAGGGAGCUGGUCUUGCAGAAGAAAAAGAUCAUGGAAGCAUUGGAGAAGUCAAAUCACCGCAUAGAGUUGCUCGAUGAGCUUUCCACAAAGCUUAAUGAGAUGUGGUUACGGAUUGUCUGCAAAAUUGUAGUCAAAACUUAAUCAUGACUGCAUAAGAGAAGAUAUUAUACGCUAUCUUAGCUCAGUCGAGCCUUUAGAAAGGAGGUCAGGGUAAGGCUCAGUUGGUAGCCACCCAUCUUUGAAAUGGAGGUCCCAAAUUCAUAACCUCCUUCCUCGUAAUGUUACAACUGGAAAAAUAGCAACCACUACGAUAAUAUGAUCAGAAGAAGACAAAUUUGGUUUCAGGCGAUUUCUUUGAAAGAAAGGCAGCUAAUCGGGAAUGUUUCUUUGGAUCUUGGACUUGUCAGAGAAGAUGCUUUUAGUCCUGUUCGAAUUGUUUCACCAACAACGGAAGUUGCAGAAGAUUUGAAGGAGAGCAAAGAAUUUGUCCCAAAUGAUCUCAAUAAAGAAAUGCCGCUUCCUAAAGACAACCAAGAAGGCUCACCUGUUGAGCCAGAAGGGGAGGACCUUCGAGAACGUUUAAAUAAGGGAGCUUGGAAUGAAGAUGAGACAAUUAGUAGCUUGAAGGGAAUAACCUCUUUCGAGAGUUUCUUAGAACAUCUGGAUUACCAACUUAACAAAAUUGAAGCUGAACUUAUCACUAUUUUGAGAAUCUCAACCUUGGUUGUGGACAGCCAGGAGAAAUCAAAAAAAUUUAAGGUGCAAAAAACGAUGGAACUUCUUGAUAGUGUCUCUGGCGUUAGACAGAGGUAUGCACAUUAGUGAACUCAAAGGUUGGUGUAGUUUUUCGAUUGUCCCCCUUACAAGACUUAACAAUCAUAUCUCUAUCUGAAUAUGCUCAUUGAUAACUUCAAGUAUCAAGAUGGCAAAUGUGGAGAUCAGAUAAAGCUUCGGUUGUUGUAUUCAAUCUCUAAAUGUGUUAACAGCAAACGUCCCCAUACGAUGCAAAGAGACAGGCGAGAUUUAAAGUUUUGGCUGUAGCUUGUACCUGUUCAAUCUAGGAAUGUAUCUUCGCUUUGGUGUGAAAAGAUCAAUGUAUUAAAAGCGUCAGGCGUGGGCGAGGCGUCCAAGGUGAAGCCCGGCCUAGGCGGGAGGCGUGAGGCGAAGCCUCAUGG
Pyrus x bretschneideri (Chinese white pear) is the source of this 1454-nucleotide messenger RNA. RefSeq lists its product as uncharacterized. NCBI's taxonomy places the organism in Eukaryota, Viridiplantae, Streptophyta, Magnoliopsida, Rosales, Rosaceae. The record is from RefSeq and is a predicted model, not a curated record. The transcript is spliced from 5 exons. Bases 55 to 420 code for a protein of 121 amino acids.